This is a messenger RNA of Choloepus didactylus (southern two-toed sloth), 3446 nucleotides long. It is a transcript of the gene AXDND1, whose product is annotated as axonemal dynein light chain domain containing 1. The transcript is spliced from 25 exons. NCBI's taxonomy places the organism in Eukaryota, Metazoa, Chordata, Mammalia, Pilosa, Megalonychidae. The record is from RefSeq and is a predicted model, not a curated record. Bases 126 to 3296 code for a protein of 1056 amino acids.
UUGUUGCCUACCGGACAGUGUGGCAGCGCCCUGACAAGUCCCAAUACGCCUCUGAUUUAUUUCUAGGUUAGCUUUCCGGAGAAAUAUUUCAAAUUACUAAAAAGUGUUAGGAGCCGUUAUUUAUUAUGUCUCUCCCGAAAACGUCCACCACAUCGCUAAAUUCUGCAUCGAGGCUUGAGGGCAAAAAAUUAAAAGUAUCUGCAGCCAAGGAAGAGACAAGAGGACUUCCUGAGCUAAGAGAGAGAAAAACUAUGGUGGAUCGCUCAAAACCUCUUCCUACAUCCCUCCAAAAUGAGUUCAUCCCCGAGGAAGUUCUUCUUUCUCUGACCUAUGCAUCCAAUGCUGGUGCUUGUCCUGAAAACUUACUGCCUCCUAAGAAAGUUAAAACCCCAAAGGGUAGUCUUCUACGCCCUGUAGACAAAGUCUGGCAUCACCCUGUUCGAAGGAACAAGUUCAAAUACCUGAUUGACCAUCCCGUCUCCCUAACAGGUGCUGGAAGGGAUAUUUCUUUUCUGUAUGAUGUUAAAUAUUUUAAAGGAGAGACUAGGGAGAAUACAGUUUGUCCCCCACGUGAGGAUCAUUCAUUACAGUCACAAGAUGGUAUCAUUGUGCCUCAUCAGCCAAAGAGACUAACAGAUACUUUGAUUCCUGAAGAAUUUCAUAUUGUGUCCAGUACAGGAGUUUCAGGUUUGGAGUGUUAUGAUGACAAAUACACCACACUGCUUACAGAUAGUGAAAACAGGCUAUUGCUCUUCCCAUCCAUGAAACCUAAUAAAAGAGUAGAAGUGGUCCAGUUGAAUAAUGUAAUGGAUGCAAUGCUAGAAAGGGCUGGUGUGGAAAACCAGGAAUAUACAGGCCCAACCCAGAUGCACAAACUGCUACAUGUAUUGAAGAAGGAACAGAACAUUUAUAAUACAAUAUUUCAUGAACUUAUUCGACAAGUCAGUGUGGAUUGUGCAGAUAGAGGAGAAUUACUAUCCAAAAUCAGACAGAGGUAUGUACAAAUGCUUGACCAAUUCUCCCAGCAGAUGAUUGACUUCUAUAAAGACUUGGUGACUCAGCGACUGUUGGACCAACGCAUUUUAGAAGAAUUGUACAAUUUCAAGAAUGUUAUUGAGGAGCUGACCAGGGAGCUGUGUCUGGUUAGGGCACAUGAUAUAAAAUUAACAAAGGAAGCAAAAAAGGCCCAUAAGGAUUUGGCACAAGCUCUUUUAGAUGCUGAAAAGAAUGCCAAAAUUGUAGAAGAAUAUCAUGAUUUGCAUAUACUACAAAGAGGAAGAAUGGAGAGUGAUAUCAGACAGUUAAUGGCCGAAAGAGAUAUCUGGAGCUCAGCCACAUAUGACCUGGCCCUAAAGGUGAUCGAAAGAAAUAAGGUUAUAUUGGCUAAAAGACUUUAUCUCAAUGAAAAAGGCUGGAAUAAGUACACUAAGCAUUUCAUCAUACUGUUGUCAACCAAGGACACUGCAGAUCUUGCACUAUUGCAGAAGUUGACACAGAAAUGGAGAAACUCAAUGAAUAUGUUUAAACAGGAAGUGGAACAAAGUGAAGAAAAUACAAGGGAGAAAUUGCAAACUGUUAAGGAUGGCCUUAUCAAAUGGCAACAGUUCUUCAGAAAUAAGAAAACAGAAGACAAUUUAUUUUCUACUAAGGGAAAUAUAUUGGAGUCAAUUCUUCAAGACUACAAGCUUUGGGAAAAGAUGCUGAAUGAUGACAAAGAAAAGUUUACAGGGGAUAUUCUAGUGUCAAAAUAUGAUUCCCUUAAGAUUAUUAAACAUUUACAGGAAAACUGGUCAGAUAUUGGGCUUGGAAUAUUUGGUCGGCAUAAAAAUAUGGAGGGGAAGUUGCCCCCAGAGCGACAGCAAAUGGAGGAAAUUAUCAAAAGCAUAGGAAGACUCUACAAAGAAUAUGAAAUACGAAUAAAUGGGGACAAUGGUGUGUCUAAAAUGCUUUCAAAUUUGAUCAGUUCUCUUGAAUUGUGCUCUUACAAGAUAGAACAUGUCAUGAAGAUCCCUGAAGUGUUUCCUGAAGAAUGGAGUAGAAUCAAUGAAAAAAAUAAUGAAAUGAUAUCUCAGUUGGAGGCAUCGUCAAACAUUAUUGGUAUUGUUCCACAGUACAUGGACAUGGAAUAUGGCUCGAUACUCCAAGCACAUAUAUUUAACAUGAUUCAACAAUGGCUUUUGAAGAUAGGCAAUGAAAUUGACAAUGGUAACAUUGAACUUCAGCGCCACAUGGAUGAAUUGCAUAUAUCUAUGAUCCAGUGGAUGGUAAAUUUGCUGAUUUUAAUGAUACCUGACUUUACUGAUCAAGACACUCUCCCAAUGUCAGAGGAGAAAAGUGCUGAAAAACAAGAAAUAGGAAUUACAAGUUUAGAGCUAGAUGCAACUACACUGGCAAGAAAGUUGGCCCAAUACACUGUUUAUUUGAAUAGUUGUUGCAAAGGGUUGGUAACAGCAAUGGCUCUGAGUAAAGCAGCUCAUUCACAAAAGGAUCCUAAUAAGGAACUUCAUGAGUUGGAAAAAAUGAAGAGAGAAUGUUUUGAUUGGAUCCAUACAUGCACUCUUCUUCUUUCUGAGAUCAAAGGCACGAGAAUAAUGAUAAUGACACGAGAAGAAAUAGAGCACCUAUUUGGAGAGGAGGACAUUGCAAAAGAAUUAAUUGAGCCUGAAUUAGACAAACAUUUUAAAGAGGAUGAAAAAAGUAAGGAGGAUGAGAAACCUCAGGAGGAAAAGAAAGAAGAGAAAGUGAAAGAGGAACCUUCAACAUCGACAAAGAGUGAAAAAAUCCUAAGAGUCAUUGGAAUAGAUGAAAAUGUUCAUUCUAAACCUCUAUUUGGAAUAGAUGAAUUGUCUUCCUGGAGAGAAUCAGUUAAUCAAGAUACAACGGCCCAAAAGAAUAAGUAUCUUGAAGCAAUGGCUAUAAUUGAACGUAUGCAGGAAAAGUUAAUGGAGGUUGAAAGCAGAGCCAGGCAGGCAGAAGAGAAGUUUGAUGAUGCAAAUGAGAAACUUCAUUAUACCCUAAUAAAAAAUAAAGAACUGGAGAAAGAACUAGAGGAAUUAUUCUUGAAGUCAACAAAGAAGGAUGCUGAAGGAGAAAGAGAAGAAGAUGAUGAAGAAAAAGAAGAAAGAGAUGAAAAGGAAGAAAAAGAAGAGGAAGAGGAAGAAGAUGAAGUCAAGCCAAUAGCAAGUACCUCAAAAUCGCUAAAGAAAGACGCACCACACAAGGAAGGUACUCCCAACGCUAGAUCUAAAUCCCGGAGUAAAUUCAAUAGCAAGCUCAAAUCCAAGCAGCAUCAAUAGCAAGCCAUGGUUCUCAAUGGCUACCUCCACUGAACGCUAUCCCCAGUGUCUCUAGGCUAGAGAGCUAUGUGGCUUUGCAACAGCCACUAGAAAAGCUACGACAAUACAAAACGAAGAGCAAUUUUUUCUUUAAAAGUCACAAUAAUUGCU